Marmota flaviventris (yellow-bellied marmot) is the source of this 480-nucleotide messenger RNA. It is a transcript of the gene Hspb9, whose product is annotated as heat shock protein family B (small) member 9. Lineage: Eukaryota; Metazoa; Chordata; Mammalia; Rodentia; Sciuridae. The record is from RefSeq and is a predicted model, not a curated record. Gene Ontology annotation, cellular component: nucleus; cytoplasm.
GCCCUUCAACAGCAGUUGCUCACUCGGAUGCAGCAGGUCGGUAACAGUUUCUCCAACCAGAGCCCCAGCGUGGCCCUCGCUGAAAGUAAUCCGGUGGCCACACUGCCGGUGCGACUGCUCAGGGAUGAUCAGGUCGCUGUGCAGGGCAGUGAGCAUGCUAAAAGUUUCCAAAUGAAGAUGAAUGCUCAUGGCUUCACCCCUGAGGAGCUGGUGGUGCAGGUGGACGGCCGAAACCUGAUGGUGACCGGCCAGCGGCAGAUAGAGAGUACCGACCCGGUUAGGGGAGGUUACCGCAUGGAACAGAAGGUGCACCGGCAAAUGCAACUACCUCCGGGCCUAGAUCCCACCGCCAUGACCUGCUGCCUGACCCCUUCUGGCCAAUUGUGGGUCCAAGGCCAAACCCAGUCGCGGCAUCCUCCUGAAGCCCUAACAGGAUCAUCAAGUUUCAGAAGCCGUGGCUCUAAGAAGGGUUCAACCUAG